Hyaloperonospora brassicae is the source of this 438-nucleotide messenger RNA. The record is from the annotation of a GenBank genome assembly. Lineage: Eukaryota; Oomycota; Peronosporomycetes; Peronosporales; Peronosporaceae.
AUGCAGCAAGAGCAUUUAAAGAGUUUGGUGUUGUUCUACAUCAAAUGCGUCGGUGCAAAAGGUCCAUUCCUGGCGGAUGAUGGUGAGGCGGACACACUGGACCCUAAUGAUAGGCAUGUAUCGACUUCCAAAAAGUUUGCUGCUGGUCUUGUCGAAGUGAAGAGUUUCAUUGAUGAUCAGGGUUCAUUCGUGCCUGAGAUCCUUGCGACCAUGGAUGAUGGAGAAGUGAGAGAUGUUGUGGAAAACGUCGCGACUCUGUUCAUCAAUACGAUCAACGGUAUUGAUGAGAUUGUGGCUGAGCGAGAUCCCAAUAAUCGAGGCGUGAAUUCAGAGGACUCCAAACUUCCACCCGUUGCACCUUAUGACCUGGUUUUGAUUCGCAACUCCGAAUUCAGUGCGAUUGUGAGGAGUCAGAAGGAGCGCCUCCUGGCGCGUUGA